AGUUGUGGAGGAGGAGAAAGAAGAGGAGGAGGAGGAGGAGCAGGAGGAGGAGGAGGACGGGCUAUAAACUAUACCUACUGACUAACAUCAACACUUCGUCGUCUCCUGCUCCUCGCCACAGGAUAUCUCUCUCCUCACGAAGGAACUCGAUCCUCGUCAGCCAUGGGCGUAGAGGGGGGAAUGAAGUGUGUGAAGUUCCUGCUCUUCUUUUUCAACUUCAUCUUCUGGCUAUGCGGUCUAGCACUGAUCGUGGUGGGAAUCCUGGUUCAGAUGGCUCUGCACAACACACUAAUAAUCCAUGAUGCGACAGCCUCUGGAGCUCCUAUCGUUGUCAUCGUAGUCGGUGUGGUGAUUUUCUUCAUCGCCUUCUUUGGCUGCUGUGGAGCCUGGAAAGAAAACUACUGCAUGGUCACAAUGUUUGCCAUCCUUCUCUCACUGAUAAUCAUUGUUGAGAUUGCAGGAGCUAUCGCCGCAUACAUCUUCAGAAACAAGCUCUCAACUGUCGUCCAGGAUAGCCUCACUGAAAUGAUUUCCAGUUACAACAACAGCACAGAUGAAUUCAGAGACACCGUGGAUAAACUGCAGAAGGAUUUGAAAUGCUGUGGUGUGAACAGUUCCUCUGACUGGAGAAGCUUCAAACCUCAAGGAAACUCUGUGCCUGACUCAUGCUGUGUGAAUGUCAGUGCAAACUGUGGAAAUGGGACCAUGACAGACCCUGCCAAAGUUCACCAGAAGGGUUGUCAUGAUGCUUUGGAGGCGUUCCUGAAGAAAAACAUCCUGUGGGUGAUAGUUGCAGCUCUUGUGAUUGCUCUCUUGCAGAUAAUGGGCCUUGUUUUCGCCUGCGUAUUGAUGAGAGGCAUCCGCAGCGGCUAUGAAGUCAUGUGAUCCAGCUUCACAUUGUAAUGAGCAGGCUGUUCAUGUCACACUUACCGGGAGCUUCAUUUGUAAACAUAAAUAUGUUCAUCCUAUAAUUAAAGUUUGAUACACAAAACUAUAUAUUUAGUGUGAAUGAUGAGUCAGUAUUCAUGUUUUGUCGUGAGACAAAGUGUCUUAAAAGAAAGCCAACCUCUGCAGUCAGUAGAUUGACUCAAACUUUUCUGUUUCUCUGAUGCAGGGUUGACUUAUGAGUCUAAUUGUGAUUUGCAGGUUUGGGUUGCACAAAUAAAUUUUGAUUGUUGGAGUGAUCACGAUGCUGUGGAGGUUUUGCUGAAAAAACCCAUCCAACUGUUGAUGGUUGUAGCUCCAGCUAAUGCUGACUCAGCAUUCAGGCUAUUGUUUUCCUGUUCUUUAUCUUCUUCUCCUGCUGUAAGUUUUUGCAUAUGUUGUUGGUUUUUUGGACCUGUCUUGGCGUCGAAUUUGUUUUUAUGUUUUGCUGGUUCCAGGCUGCAGUUUCUGUUUCUAUUAAAGACUUAAAAUUCCAUCUUAA
Messenger RNA from Paralichthys olivaceus (Japanese flounder), 1426 nucleotides. RefSeq names its product CD63 molecule (gene cd63). The record is from RefSeq and is a predicted model, not a curated record. NCBI's taxonomy places the organism in Eukaryota, Metazoa, Chordata, Actinopteri, Pleuronectiformes, Paralichthyidae. Gene Ontology annotation, biological process: regulation of vascular endothelial growth factor signaling pathway. Gene Ontology annotation, cellular component: plasma membrane.